AUGGCUCCACAAAAGGCAUCUACAUCAUGUAUCUCCGAUGAUGCCCUGCGCAUCCCAGCACUCGACAAGCUACGUGGACGUCGCGUCAUUCUAGCUAGCUCUAGUCCACGUCGCAAGGAAAUCCUAGCAUCAGUCGGCAUUCACCCGGAGAUCAUCCCUUCGACCUUUGAGGAAGACCUACCCAAGUCUUCCUUCGCGGGAGAGAAGGCGAUCCAAUAUCCAGCCGAGACGGCUGCGCACAAGGCGCUGGAAGUGUAUCAGCGAUUGCUGAAGGAGGAUCCCGACGCUGAAAGGCCGCCAGAUAUGGUGCUGGCGGCGGAUACGGUCGUGGUGAAGGAUGGGGAGAUCAUGGAGAAGCCGGCAGACAAGGCAGAUCAUGUCAGGAUGCUGGGGGAUCUCAAUGGUGGAGAGUGCCAAGUUGUAACCGGAAUCGCCCUUGUCCUACCCACGCUCACCUCCCCCGGCUACCAGCUCCACUCCCUGUCAGAGACGACUGACGUCCAAUUUGCAGACUCGCCGCCGGAGAUCCUGGAAGCCUACAUUGCCAGCGGCGAAGGCAUGGAUCGCGCAGGUGGCUUUGCCAUUCAGGGCAAGGGCGGGCUCCUAGUCAAGAGGAUAGAGGGAGACUGGAACAAUGUCGUAGGCCUGCCAGUGUUCUCGCUGUGUACCUUUCUGCACGAGUUGGUUGAGACAGGGCAGUUGGACUUUGACGAUUGAUCGAGAGGGGCAGAAGAUGGGCAAUAGGAUAGAGUAGCACAAAGAGGGAAAAGAUGUGAGGUUGCCUCCUGAUUGACCUGCCGUCCUCCCUGGGCCCGCUGCAUGUCCAACUCAGCCGACCUCUCAGAUCCCACUAAGCCUCGAAUACUCCGGGCUCGUCUCGAUGUAGUAUUUUCCGAAGAGCUUGGGUUUCUCCUUGACCAUGAAGGCGAGGAAGUCAUCGAGGUGCUCUCGUAGGAUGCCU
Messenger RNA from Jaminaea rosea, 961 nucleotides. Its product is annotated as Maf-like protein. The record is from RefSeq and is a predicted model, not a curated record. The transcript has 2 exons. Gene Ontology annotation, molecular function: nucleoside triphosphate diphosphatase activity. Lineage: Eukaryota; Fungi; Basidiomycota; Exobasidiomycetes; Microstromatales. Bases 1 to 717 code for a protein of 238 amino acids.